UUAACGAUCUAUGAAUUGAAUUAAAACCGGAUAAUGAUUAUCCACGCCAGGGACAGUACUGUUGGCGUAUCCGAACAUCACCUCUCGGCCAUUGGCAAUUUCUAUUUUGGCAUCUCACUGCCUUCACUCACACUACAACUUCCAGUUAAAGGUCAGAAUCCUAAAUCCUUGAUUUGUGAUUUUCUUCGAUGCAGAUCAAUGUAGAGAAAUUAUCAUAAGUUCUUUCGUGAAUUUUAGAUUCUGAUUUUGGAAGUUGAGGUUUUGUUAUCUGAUCUUAAGCUCUACUAUAGAAAUGGCGAAUUCAGCGUCACUACUGUAUGAUCAGCUCAAGGUUGCUGAGCCGUUUUUCUUAUUGGCUGGUCCAAAUGUGAUCGAAUCCGAAGAGCAUGUUCUUCGUAUGGCUAAAAGCAUCAAAGAUAUUUCGACAAAGCUUGGGUUGCCUCUGGUUUUCAAGUCAAGUUUCGAUAAAGCUAACAGAACUUCAUCAAAGUCCUUCCGAGGUCCUGGCAUGGCUGAGGGGCUCAAGAUUCUUGAGAAGGUGAAAGUAGCAUUUGAUCUACCAAUCGUUACUGACGUUCAUGAGUCGAGUCAGUGUGAAGCAGUUGGCAAGGUUGCAGAUAUAAUUCAGAUACCGGCGUUCUUAUGUCGACAGACAGAUCUUCUGGUCGCGGCAGCCCAAAGUGGGAAAAUUAUCAACAUAAAGAAAGGACAAUUUUGUGGUCACUCUGUCAUGAGAAACUCGGCUGAGAAGGUUAGACUCGCAGGGAAUCCAAAUGUGAUGGUUUGUGAAAGAGGAACCAUGUUUGGAUACAAUGAUUUAAUAGUAGAUCCACGAAAUUUGGAAUGGAUGAGGGAAGCUGAUUGUCCCGUUGUUGCUGAUAUAACUCAUUCAUUACAACAACCUGCAGGCAAGAAGUUAGAUGGUGGGGGUGUUGCUAGUGGUGGCCUUCGCGAAUUAAUACCAUGCAUAGCAAGAACCGCCGUAGCUGUUGGUGUCGAUGGAAUUUUCAUGGAGGUGCAUGAUGAUCCUUUAAAUGCACCGGUCGAUGGUCCAACACAAUGGCCUCUGCGUCAUCUAGAAGAACUGCUAGAAGAGCUCAUUGCAAUCGCGAGUGUCACAAAGGGGAAACAACAGUUCCAAAUCGAUCUCACGCCUUAUCGUGAUUAGAAUCAAAGGGUCCGUACGUCACUUUGGGUGCAACUACAUCUUCUUGAUAAUAUUUCAAUCUUGUCGGAGCAAUAAGCAUUAUUUGGCAAAACACAUCUCUCCACAGUGACUAAUGUAUAUUCAAAGUAGCUGAUGUUGCCUGAUAUGAUAUCAAAUGUCUAAGUUUGUUUUAUUUUUGAAGAAAUAAACAACAAUUAGAAGUUAAAUUACUUUUUAUGUCAACAUAAAGCACUUUUUCUAUACCUGAUCUUGUAGUCUUUUCUUUAAGUUUUUUUACAUAAUGCAUGGUUUCUUUCU
This is a messenger RNA of Arabidopsis thaliana (thale cress), 1465 nucleotides long. It is a transcript of the gene ATKDSA2, whose product is annotated as Aldolase superfamily protein. Gene Ontology annotation, biological process: monosaccharide biosynthetic process; pollen tube growth; rhamnogalacturonan II biosynthetic process. Gene Ontology annotation, molecular function: 3-deoxy-8-phosphooctulonate synthase activity. The record is from RefSeq and is marked reviewed. The transcript is spliced from 14 exons. Gene Ontology annotation, cellular component: cytoplasm. Bases 293 to 1168 code for a protein of 291 amino acids. NCBI's taxonomy places the organism in Eukaryota, Viridiplantae, Streptophyta, Magnoliopsida, Brassicales, Brassicaceae.